Molecule: messenger RNA, 993 nt
Organism: Lachancea fermentati
Lineage: Eukaryota; Fungi; Ascomycota; Saccharomycetes; Saccharomycetales; Saccharomycetaceae
Source: the annotation of a GenBank genome assembly
AUGGGCUCCACGGUAGUUUUGAUCUUUUCAGUUUUAGGUAUCUAUGCUGCAUUUCUAACAUGGUCUCUCGUGUAUGAGCCAUUAACCACGCGAGAGUGGCCCAACUCCCAAAAUCGGUUCCAAAAGCCAUGCAUUGUGGCAUUGGUGCAAGCGGUAGUUGCUGCGAUCACAGGCCUAAUAUACAUGCGUUGCAAGUGCACCAAAUACAACGCGAAGAAGCUCCUACGAGAUAACUACAGGCAGUUAUUUUUAAUAUCGUUAAUGCAGAGUACCUCGGCACCUUUGGCCACAUACGCAUUACAGUAUGUCGACUUCUUAACCUAUAUGCUGGCGAAAAGUUGUAAACUAAUACCUAUUUUAGUGGUGAGUCUUUUAGUAUACCGCACUCAAGUUCCUCUCGAUAAAAGAGUAGUGGCCGUUGUAGUGACACUCGGUGUACUCAUUUUCAACUUGGGUUCGAGGAAAAGUAGAACGCAGGGUACAGAUAUUCAUAUUGGUUAUCUGAAAGGGUUUUCGAUGUUAACAUUGAGCCUUCUCCUCGAUGGCUUUACAAACGCUACACAGGACAACCUCCUCAAACGUAACAGAUCUGAAGGAAGGCAUAUCAUCACUGGAGCACACCUAAUGUUUGGUCUCAACUUAUGCAUAGUAAUAUGGAACAUCUUGUUCCUUAUCUUCAUAGACCCUGAUCAGGGCCGUAGCGCUCGAUCUAUGAUAGCUAUGGACCCGGAAAUAAUGCUUUACUUGUUUACCUACGCAAUCUGUGGUGCGUUAGGUCAAAUUUUCAUCUUUUUCACUCUAGAGCAGUAUGGCUCUCUCGUCUUGGUCAUGGUUACUGUGACAAGAAAAAUGUUUUCGAUGAUUUUAAGCAUUGUAGUAUAUGGCCACCAUGUAACGGUUAUGCAAUGGAUUGGCAUAAUGAUAGUAUUCGGCGGCAUAUCUACGGAGGCCAUGCUUAAAAGAAGAUCUUCGAUCAAGCCCAAAGCCGAAUAA